AGGGAAGAUGCGUACGUUACCGAUCCGCUUCGUCCGUUUCGACUCAGCGAGAAGCUUCGCUGCUCGUCGUCAAGGUACGGUUCUCACGAAAUCCCAAAUCCAUCCCAAACCCUCCUUCUUGUACUGCCCUAAAACCCUAAAUUUCCCAUCGAAUCCUCUCUAUUCCCAAAAUUUUUACGCUGGCCACAUCGGACGAUCCUCCAAUUCGAACCUCUCAGUUCGUUUGUGUUCUCAUGUAUCCAAAACCUAGAUCUCCGAGUUAGGGUUAUCGGGGAAUCGGCUGGAGCUAUGGAAACGGACGUGAUCAUCAGGCGCCAUGGUGGAUUUCGUGCGGUCUUCCAUGGUUUUUGUGCUCUGGUGCUGCUCUUAUUCUUCUACAACAGAGACGACGUUCUCCGGAACCCUUUCCUCCGUCAAAACUCCAGUUUCCCCUCUCCUUGGGUUUCAAAAUCCAAUCUUUUUCCUCAUCGGCGGAUCGCCGAGGUGCCUCUGACCAAUUCAACCAAGGGGGUUGUGCAAUUUGAUGGGAUGAAUGAGAAUUCGGAAUCCUUUGGGAAUCCGACGGAGGCGUGCGCUGGACUAGCCCAGCACGAGGGUUUUGCCACCCAGUGUGAUUUCUUGAAGGCUCGUCGGCGGUGCCAUUCCGGUGGAUUCAUCGAUUACCUCACUUUCUUCUACUGCGAUUGCGAGAAAUUUCGUGUUCUGGGCUUCGCCAUGCUUGCCCUCUGGCUAGCAGCUCUGUUUUAUAUGCUGGGAAACACGGCUGCCGAUUACUUCUGUUGUAAUCUAGAGAAGCUCUCCAGCUUACUGAAGCUUCCUGCGACCGUUGCCGGGGUCACCCUCCUCCCACUCGGGAAUGGUGCUCCUGAUGUCUUUGCUAGCAUAGCGUCUUUUGUAGGGACCGGCACUGGGGAGGUGGGUCUCAAUAGUGUAUUGGGUGGCGCAGUCUUUGUUACUUGCAUAGUUGUCGGGACUGUUUCGCUAUGUGUUGCGGAGAAGAAUGUUCAGAUUGAUCGGAAAUGCUUCAUCCGGGAUAUUAGCUUCUUCCUGUUGAUGUUGGUAUCUUUGUCCAUGAUCUUGAUUGUUGGGAGGGUGCCUGUUUGGGGAGCAAUCAUGUUUGUUUCAAUUUAUGUGGUUUAUGCAUUCACCGUGGCGGCAAAUGAGAUGCUGAGGAAGCAUGCUCGGAUGUUGAAGUUGGAUAUCGUGACACCUUUGCUUCCGGUUAGAGGGGGCAUCUUUUCUCAUAGUGUUGAAGAGGAUGAAUCUAUUUACAGCUCUCUUCUGGAAGAAGAUAUUGACAAUGAAACGCCGCAGUUGCAUACUUCAUUACCUCAGUGGAUGUGGGCAUCACAUGUGGCUAUUUAUUCGAAUCAGGGUAGCAGGGCUAAUUCAUUUGAGAAUGCCAGGCCUUUAUGGGGUUGGAGUGAUGAAGUAGAGGUGGAAACCUCGUUUUUCUCUUGUUCUAACUUAGUUUUUUGGAUGGAGAUGCCUCUGUCUAUUCCGAGAAGGUUAACAAUUCCAAUUGUUGAGGAAGAAAGGUGGUCAAAAGGAUAUGCAGUUGCCAGUACUUUUUUAGCACCUCUUCUGUUGACAUUUCUCUGGAACAGUUGUGGAAGUGAGGGCUCCAAAGUCAGCGUGGCUGCUUAUGUUGUAGGUGGUAUCAUUGGUGUUGCACUCGCUGUUCUUGCUUUCCUAUACACGAACACUGAUCGCCCACCAAGAAGGUUCUUGUUUCCAUGGGUAGUAGGAGGUUUUAUAAUGAGCAUAGUGUGGUUCUAUAUUGUUGCUAAUGAGCUAAUUGCGCUUUUGGUGGCCUUGGGCGUAAUCUUGGGCAUCAAUCCAUCUAUUCUUGGAUUGACAGUAUUGGCAUGGGGUAAUUCAAUGGGUGACUUGAUGUCAAACGUUGCUUUGGCUCUGAAUGGAGGGGACGGAGUGCAAAUUGCCAUGUCGGGAUGCUAUGCUGGGCCCAUGUUCAACACACUUGCUGGUCUGGGGAUGUCAAUGUUGCUUAAAGCAUGGUCGACGGCGCCUGCUUCAUAUGAACUCCCACAUGAUAGGUCCUUGGUUUAUACAGUAGGUUUUCUUAUGUCAGGACUCAUCUUGGCUCUUGUUAUUUUACCACGGAGUGACAUGCGCCCGAACAAGAUGCUGGGUUAUGGCCUCAUUUCUCUUUAUCUGAUAUUUCUCUCUGUUAGGGUGAUCUAUGCAAUGGGAGUCUUAUCCUUGGCUGGUUUGCAUUGAUUCUCUAUAGUGCUAUCAGGGAAUCGAACAUGAAUCCCUUGAGGGAACACUCAGGAUGCACUUAACAUGAGCAGGAAAGGUAUGAUUCGAUGGAACUUUGUAUUGUUGAUCAUGUUAGAUCAUGUUGUACUGAGGCCAUGAAUCAAAAACUGGCAGCAGCUACCGAGCCACAUAUACAUAACAAAAUUGAGAGUUGUAUAGAUUUAUUUGAAUCACAUCUGAUUUUAGUUUUCCUCCGAUCUACACAUUUGUCAUGGCUUAAUGGGUGUUCUAAUUGCUGCACUUGUUGUGGGCUGGUUAGCUGGUUAGUUUGUAGAUAAACAACUCUUUCUCAGUGCUGACCUAUGAGGCCUGGUUUGUCUUUUUAUCCUAUAUUGUUCUCAUGUAAGAUUGUAGUUUUCUUGGAUUGUUUUUAAUUUAGUGGCUUUUGUUUAGUUA
This is a messenger RNA of Phoenix dactylifera (date palm), 2679 nucleotides long. Lineage: Eukaryota; Viridiplantae; Streptophyta; Magnoliopsida; Arecales; Arecaceae. The record is from RefSeq and is a predicted model, not a curated record.